AUGAUGAGCUCCAGCCUGCUGGAAAAUCCGGUGCAGGCGAUUCUGUACCUGCGGGAGCUCACCACCAUCGUCCAGAACCAGCAGAGUCUCAUACAGACCCAGCGCUCCCGGAUAGAGGAGCUGGACCGACGGGUGGACGAGCUCAUCGGCGAGAACAGGCACUUGCAGGACGUCAGGGUACAACAGCAGCAUCCUUACCAUCACCACUAUCACCAUCACCCCGACCCCAGCUGCUUUCAUCAACACCACCACCCUCACGACCCUCAGCUAAAGACGAGUGUGGGCUCUCUGCCAGACCAGGCAGCGGCACCAGCAGAAGUCGAGGAGACUCCGGGGGACCAGCCGUUGCCUCCCCAACCUAUGAACCCGGGGGACAUGCAGCUGGUCCCGGCCGACCUGUCCACGGUUUCCCCAGUUGACAGUGACCCGGAAAACGGCGGAAGUUGCCAAAGCUGCCGCUCUGUGGUUCCGAUGACCCCCACAACCCUUUGUCAAUCCCUGGCCUUGGCAAGGAAAUCAGACGAGAACGUGCUGCAUCAGUUUUGCUGCCCCGCCCCUGAACAUCCAGAGGCUGACACCACAGGCUCAUCCAGUGGACAGAUGCUGAGCCUCGAGGAUGGAACAUCCUCUGGUGGUGGACAGGAAGUGGAGGGGACCAAGAGAGAGGGACCCAGCGAGUACGAGAUCAGCCUUGAGAAUAAGAACAAACAGAUAGAUGAGUUGGAGCAGAAAUAUGGAGGUCAUCUCAUAGCGAGGCGAGCAGCCCGUCGCAUCCAGACGGCCUUCCGUCAGUACCAGCUCAGCAAAAACUUCCAGAAGAUCCGUAACUCUCUGUCGGAGAGCAAGUUGCCCCGCCGGAUCUCCUUGCGCCAUCCAAGUCCUUCAGGCCGAAACAGGAACGCAGCCCAGAGACACAGUUACAGUCUGCAUCCUGGAGGAGGACAGAUUCCCUUGCGCUCUAAAACUCCUCCUCCUCCCCCAUGUCGCUCCACCUCUCUGCCCCCUUCUCCUGCGUCUGCCCCAGCAGCUGGUCCCCCUCCUAGCCCAGCCCCACCUCAAACCCCUGGACAAACACUCACACAGCUGGAGGACUGCUUCUCUGACCAGCUUCAUUCCUUGGCCCAGUCAAUUGAUGACGCCCUUCGUGGUUGGAGCUUGUCGGAAGGUGGAGACGGGAAGGGGCUAUUGAUGGAUCCUGGGGCCCUUCGUGCAGCUGCUGAGAGUUCUUGUCUGCCUCGCAGUGCCAGCUCGCUGCUCAUGGCCUUCAGGGAUGUCACUGUUCAUAUCGACAGCAAUAACUCCUACACCAUCUCCACCGCCACCACCACAACCACCACCUCUUUGGGCAAUGCAGGCGGGGGAGAGUCGGGCAGUAGGAAGAGUUCUGUGAGCAGGAUGGCUGGAGGCGGAGAUGGCCAGUUUGCAGAGGACCCAGAGUUUCCUGCACCUCCACCCAGUGAGGAGCUUGAAAUGGCUGAUCUAGGAUCCAGGAGGGGCUCAGCAGUGACAGCUCUAGGAGGAGGAGGAAUGGAGGGGGAGAGUGGCUCAGACAGACUGGGGUCCACAUCCACUUCUACCUCCACCUCUAUUUCCACCUCAGCCCAGUCUAACCAGCAACCUGCUCAGAUUUACACCCAGUACCAGCAGUACCACUACACUCAUCCUCAGCAGAUCCCUGGGGGGCCGAGCCCAGAGGCCCUGCAGGCCCUGGUCGUCUCUCUGCCCAGAGACCGCUGCCAGGAUCCAGCCACCUGCCGCUCGCCAACGCUAUCCACAGACACACACCGCAAACGCCUCUACCGUAUAGGACUCAACCUCUUCAAUGUGAACCCGGAGAGAGGCAUCCACUUCCUAAUCACGCGUGGUUUCGUCCCGGACACAGCCAUUGGAGUGGCUCACUUCCUGCUCCAGAGGAAGGGCCUGAGCAGACAGAUGAUUGGAGAGUUCUUGGGGAACAGCAAACUGCAAUUCAACAGAGAUGUCCUCGAUUGUGUUGUGGAUGAGAUGGAUUUCUCAGGCAUGGAGCUCGACGAAGCCCUCAGAAAGUUCCAGGCUCACGUUCGUGUUCAGGGAGAAGCACAGAAAGUGGAGAGACUCAUCGAGGCCUUUAGCCAGAGGUACUGUAUGUGUAAUCCUGAUGUGGUGCAGCAGUUUCACAACCCAGACACCAUCUUCAUCCUGGCCUUUGCUGUGGUCCUCCUCAAUACUGACAUGUACUCACCUAACAUCAAACCCCAGCGCAAAAUGGGCCUCGAUGACUUCAUACGCAACCUAAGAGGUGUGGAUGAUGGAGCUGACAUCCCCAGAGAGAUGGUCGGAGGCAUUUAUGAGAGGAUCCAACAACGAGAGCUCCGCUCCAACGAAGACCACGUCACCUAUGUGAGCCGCGUGGAGCAGUCCAUCCUGGGUCUCAAAACUAUCCUCGCUGUGCCCCACAGACGUCUGGUGUGCUGCUGUCGUCUGUUUGAGGUACCUGACGCCAACAAGCCUCAUAAACAGAAACUGUCCCAGCUCCAGAGAGAGGUCUUCCUCUUCAAUGACCUGCUGCUGAUUCUGAAAAUGUGUCCCAAGAAGAAAAGCUCGGCCUCAUACACCUUCUGUAAAGCUAUGGGUCUUCUGGGAAUGCAGUUUCACCUCUUCAGCAAUGAAUACUACGCCCAUGGCAUCACCAUGCUGAGCCCAUUUACUUCAGAGAAGAAGCAGCUGGUGAGUUUCUGCUCCCCGAGUGGAGAAGAACUCAGGAAGUUUGCAGAGGAGCUCCGAGAGGCUAUAACAGAAGUCAACGAGAUGGAGCAGAUACACAUACAGUGGGAAUUGGAGAGGCAACAAGGCAUCCAGCCAAGCAGCAUACACACCAAUGGCGGGCAAGUGGACACACACACAGGACACGGCUCUCCCUCAGGCCAACAGGAUGCGUAUGAUAAAACCGGAAACAACAACACAGUCGAGGUGUCAAUUCACAACAGGCUGCAGACCUAUCAACUGAGCCAACCCAGCAUUGAGUCGAUGCCUCUGGCCCUGGCUGCGCCACCCGCCCUGCUCAGCUCCAUCCAGCCUGGAGAGCUUCGCCCAGAAACACUAAUCCAAUGUCAGCAGAUCGUCAAGGUGAUUGUUGUGGACCAGAGUGGGCGAGGGCGGAUGGAGGCCUUCCUCAGCCAAGGCCCGGCUACCCAUCAGCUCAUCCAGUCGGCCAUGUCCACACCUGUGCACGUCAGAGAGGGGGAUGGCCCUCAGCCUCCUCUGCCGCCUCCACCUCCACCUUACAACCACCCCCACCAGUUCUGUCCCCCUGACUCACCCAUGCCCUUCCACCACACCCUGCCUCUCACCCGUAGGCGCAACUCCAGCGGUUCCCGCAGCAUCGUCUGA
Molecule: messenger RNA, 3369 nt
Organism: Cyclopterus lumpus (lumpfish)
Lineage: Eukaryota; Metazoa; Chordata; Actinopteri; Perciformes; Cyclopteridae
Gene: iqsec3b
Product: IQ motif and Sec7 domain ArfGEF 3b
Exons: 15
Coding region: 1-3369 (1122 amino acids)
Biological process (GO): actin cytoskeleton organization; regulation of ARF protein signal transduction
Molecular function (GO): protein binding; guanyl-nucleotide exchange factor activity
Source: RefSeq, a predicted model, not a curated record